UAUGGAGUCUUGCUUUGAUCGAGAUAUUAACAGAAACUGGUUUUGUUUUUUGUUUUUUCCGACAGAAAGUUGUGUUGAAAUUGGAUUUUCACGACAACAAAUGCAAACAGAAAGCCAUGAAGAUAGCCUCUGGUGUUUCGGGGGUUGAAUCAGUUGCCAUGGACAAGGAUCAAAAGCUAACGUUGACGGGGGACAUUGAUCCGGUGGAGGCAGUGAGGAAACUGAGGAAGUUAUGUCACACCGACAUAGUCUCCGUUGGGCCGGAGAAAAAUCUGGAGAAGAAGGAGGAUCCUAAGAAAAACCAGCAGAAAGAGGUUAUAAUGACCUACCCCUACCCGCCGUUCGCCCAAUGCUACCCUCCGGUGCCCUACUGUUACGCUUACGGUAAAAGCAUUGGGGAAGAUCCAGCUGGUGGUUGCGUUAUCUGCUAAAAUUUUGCUCAUAAUAGUUGUUGGAGUACAAUCAAUGAAGAAGAUGAUGAACGACUAGCUCUGUAUUAGGGUUUUUUUCUUUCUUUC
Hibiscus syriacus is the source of this 518-nucleotide messenger RNA. RefSeq names its product heavy metal-associated isoprenylated plant protein 12-like. The transcript is spliced from 2 exons. The coding region runs from base 117 to 431 and encodes 104 amino acids. Lineage: Eukaryota; Viridiplantae; Streptophyta; Magnoliopsida; Malvales; Malvaceae. The record is from RefSeq and is a predicted model, not a curated record.